CUUUUCAGUUGAGGACUGAAUUAAAGUAAAUGCACUGAGGAAUGGACAGCCCAGAGCUUGAGUGGACUCAGCUGUCCAAAAUAUUCUGCUGUGAUUGAAGGGUGUGUUUUUUGUCAAAUAAAAAAUGUACUUUCCACUACUAAAGCUCUUCCUCUUGUGUAUUUGAAUUGGGAACUUUUAUUUCAUCAAUUAACUUGACAGAACAUGCAUGCAAAGAGACAACCAAAAUAGUGGUGGGUGCUGGGCUCCACACACCGCACUGAACGCUGCCAUGCGCCAGCACUGAGCGCUCCUCAUCCCACUGAGAUACAGAGGUUUGGAGUGCAGGCACGGCUGUGAGCUAUUUGUGCUUAACAGCUGAUCUUUGGAAGAGAAGUGCUGUGGGAUAAUUUCUUUCGGUUUGAGUUUGCACGUUGUGUGACUAUUAAAAACUUCAAGACGACUGUUAAGUAAAGACAGCUCCUUGAAGUGCCAGAUGGAAAAGAGCAAGAGAAACGCCUGCUGUUUAGCACAGAGAGGGGAUUUUUGCAAGUUGUCUUUUGGGGUCUUCCCCAGUCUGCGCAGUUGCUGUGCUGCAGUUUCUGUGCUGGGGCCUGUUGAGACGUUACGUAUGUAAGCGAGAUGAAUUUCCUCUCGUUAAUUGUGUGGAAGCCAGAAUGCUGGCUUCAUACAGCAUCUUCAUCACGUGCUGACAGGUCUGCACCACCACACUGCACCACGUUGCUGAAAUCACCACAGCUCCUUCUUAAUUCCUACCCAUUCUGUCCAGUGAGAGCUCUUACGGACAGGGCGGACAUUUCUGCUGCUCUAGAAAUGUGCUGGCUUUUUGAAACGCUGUCGUGGCCGGUGAAAUACAAUACUGGCUGUUUGGUUUGGACCAGAGACCCCUUGAUUCAUUCUUUCGCAGGGCAGUCGACCAUGUUAUUACAUCCAUUUUCUGUGGAUCUCGUUCAGUGCCUGUGUUUAUACAUAGCUUGGAAUAAUUGGAAAAUGUGAAAAAUGCCGAGUAUUCUUCAGUUGGCUAAAAUUUGAAAAGGGCGUUUUUUCCUGCCGGCAUCUGGAAGUCAGCCAGGUGAAAGUUAACAUUCCCACAAUACCUUUGCUGUGGGAUAAUGGGCAAGUUCAGGGCAGCAUUCUUCUGUUGGUUGGAUAAACAGACUGCUGUCCAAGGCUGCGCUGCAGCUAUUGCUGAACGUGGAAGCAUUGCUGUUUGCUCUCACAGUUGUUGCUUUGUUGAUGGUUUUGCCACCCCUGCUCCUUCUGAAACACGGCAGUAGGGAGCUGGUGUGCCGUUGUCUGCUCUGGGCACGUGUCCUUGUCAUUUCUUUUAUUUUGAUUCUCCAAGAGGAAUGCAGUGUGUGCUGCCUCAAAGGAAUAGUUUUCUGCAUGAAGAGCCAUGCGUAGCAGUGACCUUUCUAGCCAGGUGAAUGUUCAUUCUUGAUCUUCAGUAGCGUAGUCAGAAACCUAGAGAAUUUCAGAGAUGCUUUAUGUUUAGUCUGUGGUUUCUUGGGCUGCUGUAUAAACAUUGCUCUUACUGAAAAUCAUCUUAGCGACUUAGGAGAUUUUUGGGUUAGUGCCUUUCUACCAGAGUGUCUUUUCACCUUCAGUGGCAAUAUCUUCAUAGGAGGAUGUGUGGCUUUUCAUUAUUUGAUGCUUAGUCAGAAGGGUGGGAAGCAGCUUUCACUUCUAAGAAUUCCAUUUUGGCUGAGAUCUGAAUUGGCAAAAGAAGGUCACUGAGGAAACUUGAUCUUCCAUGCUGUAUGGAUGGGUUCAGACACAGCCAUGCAAUUAUUUCCCUUCGUUCCCUGGUGUUGCUGAGGUCCUUCCAUGCAUUGAAGCUAGUAAACGAACCCAGAUUUCAGUGUAUGUAAGCUGCAUUUUCCAAGCAGUGCGUAGGCCUGCUGUCACGCAAUCCGUGCAUUCACAUCAGGAUGAAGUCAGUAGGAUCAGUGUAGGCGCUUGUAAUGUUCCGUUCUCACACAUAGUGCAGCAAAACAGUAAAAUGCAAAUGCUCUGAAAUGUGCUGGUGGUGGGAUUUCCAAAUUCCAUUUCCGUGACUGUAAUUUGUCAUCAGUUCUAAACCUGUAAUACCUUUUAAUAUGCUUUCAGGAACUAUAUGGGAAGAAAAGCACUGUUGCUUACCUGAUUAAAAUGAAGACAUACUAAGAAACAGAAAUCUACCGUGCUGUCUUCAGUUUGUGUUCACUUAGAACAUGGGUUUUAUGGACCUUUCAGUUGGAGGUUAUUUAUUUCUCUGCACUGUACAGAGCAGCUACUUGAACUGCUGGUUUUAUUGGCUAUAAGCGUCAGUAUCUUGGAACAGGCUAUAUUUAGACAUGUAGCAUUCUUUUCUAUUUCACAUUUCUCAGCCUCCUUGCGUAAAGUAAGUCUGCUUAUUCCACAUCUGUAUGUGCGUGUGCAUACGUGUGUGGAGUAUAUAUACCUUAAUUUCCUGUGUGAACAUCAAACUUCUUUUUGCUGUAGCACAGAAAGCGGUAGCAUCUUCUUAUCAGUUGUGAAGCCAUCCUUCAUGUACAUAAACACUUACAAUUACAUCAGGUGUGUGUGCAUCGUUCUGCAAGCUGCUUGUGUGCAGGUGGGUGUGUGUUCAUUCCCAACGUCCCUGAUUUAGCAAGUAAUGCAGCAAACUGCCUCGCUCUGCAAGCAGCUCUGCUGCCUGAUUGCAGAACCCCAGUGCGACUCGGUAUGAAUAGGGAACAAAAAGCAGGACCUUCGAUGAAGACAGAAAAUAAAAUCCUAAUGAAAGAUGUGCACUGAAUAGUAACUUGGCUUUCAUGUCUACCAACUGUGAAACCUCCGUAAGAAUUGCUGCUAUUGUGCGAGUGUUCCCUCCUUCCUAAUAGAAGUGUUCUGUAUCCUGUUUUUCUUGUUGACUAGAGAAUGACAGCUUUUACAAGUAUUGUAAUGAUGAAGUGCCAUUAGCUGUAUACCAUUCAUGUCUUAAAUUGCAUCCUUUGUGGUGUUCCUUGCUAUUCUUGUAAAAUAGUUGGGUAUGGUCAGGAUCUUGAUUUCCAGCACUUCUGCUUUCUUUUUUUUUAUUUUCUUGUUUUGUAGGUUAUUCAUUUUUUUGUUGAAUUAUGUGUAUUUCUGUGAUCAGUUGGCAUGGAAACAUGGCUGCUUUGUAAACCGGUUGCCUUUAACGUUAAUUUGCAGGUACUUGUUUUUCAGUGUGAGAAUGGAAGCCAUUUAUGUUCUUCAUCAUUCCCCAUCAUUAAUACUCACAUGCUUUCUGACUCAACAUAAAUUAUCUUUCCUUCUGUCUUCAGUUGUUAAAAUGUACCUUUUUUAAAGGGGAUGGGUGAUUUCAUGGUGAGAUGUAUGUUUCACAUGGAAGAAAGUCAGAGGCUUGCUUUGAUCAGUAGUGAAGGAGGAAUGCUUCCACCAUUACUCUGUGACUGGCUAAUGGGUUUCUGGAAUACCUCUGUGUGGGCAAAAGGCAGCCUGCAGCCUGGCCACGAUCGCUGUGGCGUUGUUGGUGACGUGGUGGUAUGCUUCAGGGACUGCUGCUUGGAGAGAAACAAGUCUCACCAUUGUGUCUCUAUGAUGAAGAAUAGCUGGACUGUCAGCGCAUGUUCACAUCUCUAGAAAUGUGAAACUGUUAGAGUACGUGCUAUUUUAAGUGUAGGUAACUAAAUAACUAAUUGAAGACGUAUUAUAAGCAGGUGCAGAUUGUUUGCUCUCAACGUAGUUGCUUUCAAGUUCCUUAGGAUCGAAUCUCAUUUUAAUUUCUAAUAGUUCAGAGCGUUGUUUGGAGAGCUUUAUACAGAUUGGAUAUGUGGAAUAGAAAUAAGGUCUGAAUUAAUUUACUUUGGCUUAUACUUUUCCAUCCUGUUCCAGGCUUCAAAUGCUUCAUUUCGGGAACUGUUUCACAGUGCCUGCGCCUUGAGUGCUAUUUCGUGGUCUCACACAGCAGCUGUAUGGCCCAUUUCUUUUUCUUAAUUUCUCCACAUUUUUAAAAAUAAACAAUCAGAAAACAGAACACUGCAGGUUUGAACCCCACGUUUUAAUAUUUAAUGCUCAAUUUAAAUAGCUUGAAUGAAAAAUCACUGGUUUGGUUCAUACUAAACUCCUCUGUUGACGCUCUUCUGAGCUUUCAUGUUGUUUGGAAGUGAUUUUCUUGGAGGUGAGGGGUUUAGGAGCAGAGAUGAGGGCUUCUUGUCGUGCUUUUGGCAGUUUGCAGAUCAGAUUCUCACUGCCCGCAGUGCAGCUGUGAAAGAAGUUGGGCUGUGCCGCUUCCUGUGUGACAGCAGCUCCUCAUACACACUGUAACCAUUUAUCCCCGCUUUCCCACCCUCUUCCACCCCAUUCUCUCAUAACAAAUAGUUCUGUUAAGAGCAAAAAACAAACAUGUCUCACCCUUUUGCCAUCUCUUCCCAUCUCGAUGUUCUUGUCAGAGUAGCUGGAGAUGAGAUCUGUUUUUUCCCUGCCUGUUGUAAACUGCUUUUAAUUUUUUUUUUCCUCUCCAUCGUUUCUCGCAGAGCCUGAUGGCAUUGCUGAUCCUGGAAAAGUAGCAGCCACAACCACUGUGCUGGGGGGGCAAGGGGGGAAAUCUGCUGAUAGGCUUAAUCCCCAUACAGAAUUGUAACUUUUCUUGGUUAGACUGAGCUCCUCUUUCAUUUUCUCUCUGCAGCUCAGUUUUUCAAUACUUGACAUAACUUCUUACUGCUGUUUUUAUUUGUCAGGAUUGCUUGUUUAUUUGUCCUUGAUUGUCACCCUGCAGUGCUCCCAGCUCAGCAGUUCACACUGGUGGGGAACGUAGGUUUGCACAGCCGAUGCCAGUUGUGUGGUUUGGGCUUGGGUGUCCCCAGGUCUCAGGACAGAGCUGGCUUCACUGCGUUUGCUGCCACUUGAUCCCAGCUCUGUGCAGUGCUGGGAAGGGAGUGUCUGUCUUCUGUUCAUUUAUUUACAGGUUGGACGCUGGACUCAUCAAAAUCAAGGGUACUCCCAUAGUCUUCUGUAGGUUCUUGCCAGACAUCCCAGAGGGAAACAUUGCUGCUUGUGUUGUCCCUUAAGUAUUUUUGUUCUGAGUUGUUACCCAGUGCUCUUGUUUGGUUCUAUUCACCCUGCGUUAAGGAACAAAUAGUCCAGCUUAAUUUGAAUAUUUUAUUUAAGCCUUCUGGAAAGUACCUAUAAAACAAGUGUGAAGGAACAUGGGUCAAAACACAGACAGGUGUCAAACUGUAACCAGAAAAAGGUUCGUGUUCUUAAAGGGAAAAACUAAUGGGCUUUUAUUAGCUGCACCAUGUUUCCAUUCAUUGUGCAAACUAUUUGGCUGUAAUGACAUUCUUGUUCUCUGGCUUCAUACAGUGCCUACCUCAACGCUGGCUGGUUUUGAGGGAAUAAUGCAAUAAAUGUGUUUAAUAAUAUUCUUUUAAGAAGCUGAUAUGUUGCAGCUUGGCUACAAAAUUACCCAGUAUUCAUUGGACUUGGAAAGUAAAGCUCUGAUGAAGAGACUGAAAAAAGCCAGGAGGGCAUCAGUUCUCUCACCUUGAGCAGCAAUUCAGAAAAGCCCCCAUGUGUUACCAGAUACUGCGGUGUUGUAGCCUCUCUAAAGAAAUCUCUAAAGAAAUCCCCAAAUAAAUCCUGGUAAUGAUUUAAAGAAAUAUGUAAGUACAUGUAAGUGGAGUUUUUUUGACUUUUUACUGAGUUGUUUUCCAGGUUUCAUUUGCUGUUCUCAGCACUUUGUUUCCUUUCUUUCUUCUGUAACUGAGGUGAGAGUCCUGAUGCAGGAGGGAUAGAAAGAAAUAAGAUGGAACUUUUGGAAUAAAGUCUUCAAUGAAAAUACUAUAAGGACUGAGAUUGCCUUGAGUUUACUCUGGUGAAAGAACAAGAGACUGGAGUGCUUCCUGUAACCGCUUUUAGACAUGUUUGCAUGGGCAUCACGUCCCUACACACAGUAAUUUAUCCCAGUACUGACAUUCCUUGUGUUUCUAGUUUGAGUAUGUAGAAGAUCUACAGAUCAGAGCUGCUUAUUUUGGACGCUGUUUGUCGCAUCCAUGUAGUAUCCAUCCUCAUUACUUCAGUCAGUUGCUAUCCUGACAGUGAAAGGAAGCUGCUGUGGUCAUUCAUUAACAGGUUGCUCAGGGAGGCUGUGGAUGCCCCAUCCCUGGAGGCAUUCAAGGCCAGGCUGGAUGUGGCUCUGGGCAGCCUGGUCUGGUGGUUGGCGACCCUGCACAUAGCAGAGGGGUUGAAACUGGAUGAUCAUUGUGUCCCUUUUCAACCCAGGCCAUUCUAUGAUUCCCAUACUGUCUGUUCCCCAGGGGCUGCAGUGCUGCACAGUUCUGAGGCUGUCACUGUGAGGAGGAGGUGACAUUUCUGUGAUGCACACAUGUGCUGUGGGCAGUUUGGUAAAUGUCUCUACCCUUACACUGGGACACAGGAGCUGUAACAAACUCACUGUUUGUUUUUUUGUUUGUUUGUUUUUUAAGAUGUAGCAUGGAUGGAAAAAGCUAGAAUUAGAGUGCAGGCUGUCAGUUUCCUGGGAGAGGUAACAGCAAAUUCAUUUUCCAAAACAUGGUGCUAAAAGAGACAAGAAAUAUACAGUAGGAAGGAUUAGCUGCUAAGGGGUCUCGUCUGUACGAUAAAGGAGGGGUACCCUUUUGCCUUAAGAUUUUAUAACUCUUAAUAGAAUCAGUAAUUCCUUUUAACACUUCUUUGUGACUGAUGCUUUUAGCACUGUUUAAUGUUUUAUGUGAUACAGGGACGUAGAACAUGAUUUGUGCCCUGAAAAACAAUUAGAAGCCUUUAUCUGCAGCCAAGGCAUUCUCAUGCUUGUGAGUGAGCCCUUUCCAAGUUCAGAAUGGUUAAACUGCAGAGACGAAAAGAAAUGUUAUAAAGCCUGAUGAAAAAAUGCACAUAUGGGUCAUUUUUAAACACUUCUGGCUUUUCACCUGUUCAGUGGAAACAAAGCCUUCAAAAACCUUCUUCAGACCCUUUUAGUAUGUGGUGUAUGUGGGAAGAAAUGAUUUGCUUCUCCCAUCGAGCCAUGGGAAUGAGUGCCGAGUUUAACUGUUUUUCAGGACGGCUUUAACUGUGAUAUUGGGACGAGAGCCUUUGUAAUUGAAACUCAAAAUCUGCUUGAAGAAAAGCUCUGUAUAGCAACUCUCUUACAUCAUGGUUUUUAUUAUAUUAUGAUUAAAUGUAACAUGAUAACAUAAACUCAGCUCUUGCCUUAAACUGCCUGUUUUACUUGGCACUUGGGCUGUUGUUGCUGGCCCGUUCUCAGCGAGCUUGUCAUUUUCAUACAUCCUGUUUGCUUACCUUCAAAAUGAACAUCUCUUUAGGAAAUCCUAUUUAUUCAAGCUCAGUUCACUUGGUGUGGGUUAGGGUUGAGCACCCUGCCUGGGGCGUGCAGGGCUCUGGUUCCAUUAUGCCACAGCUUUCCUCAGUUUCCCAUUUUCAUGAGCUGUUCUCUGGCUUGUUACAGUCAUCAGCCAUCUUCCUAAUACUGACCAAGAGCAGCAGGGGUUGGUGGUUUUGGGAGGAACCCAAAAGGUAUCACGAGAGCUUUAAGGAGCCCUUUGCACUGCUUCAGCAUUGGUCGGAGUUGCUUUGGCUUUCAGAAAAAAACAGAAUGCAGUGUGACUGAGGGAAGUUAUUGUCAUUUGCUGGGGUCUGUAAUACUGUGCUGAGUUCUCCCUUUUUAAUUGCAUUGGUCUUAAAUGUGCGUAUGGCAUACAUAUGUACAUAGGUAUAUGUAUGCAUAACCCAGGCUUUUGAGUGUUUUAGCUGUAAUUCUCAGGGGAAGUUUCUAGCCCUCCUUCCUUCUUCACAUGCUUAAAAAAGAGAAUCAGAAUAUUUUUUUUCACUGUUGACAAAAAUAUCACCACGAUUUUCAGCUGAAAGGGAGGCGUAGGGCAUUACGUGCUUUCCUUCUUAUUUAAAAAGAAAAAGUUAUAAGGAAAACAAAGAGCACUGUGUUCGACCUGCAGAACACUUUAGGGCUGUUAUUUUUAGUAUCAUUGGAGUGCAUUGUGCUGACCUCAAAAAUAUUAAACCUUGUGAAACUAAUUUGGUUAUCCAAGGCCCCACACUUGCUUAUCUUCAUCCUUUUUGAUAAGGAAAAUAAGGAGUGUCCUGGGUAAUAGUUUAACGUUCUUGGUCAAAGUACAGGUGUGCUGUUAGAGAAAUAGCUUUCAGUGUUUGGGAUCAGAAUAAAGGAAGCCUUUGAUGUUGGCUUCGCUUCGGUUAUUGGGUUUCUUUCUGAGACAGCAUCCUGUGCUAUGUCUGAGAUGCAGAAAGGCACAGAGUCAUCGCUGUGACAGACUGGAUCCAGAAGUCUGAUUGUGUAAUGGAUGAUUGGCAGUGCCUUUAAAACAUAAUGUGAAAUUAGUGCUCUGAAAGCGGUUGAAUUGAUAGUGCAGGGAGAUGAGGUAUAGCUCAGGUGAUGCUUUAAAUUGUACCAAAACAAUCCAAACCUGCUGUAAUAAUACAGCUUACUGUAAGAGAAACAUUUUAGGAGGAGAGAAAGGAUUUAUUAUCCUUUUUAUUCCUUCCUACUUAAUAUUUUACAGGCAAAUCAAGAGCAGGUCCUUGAGUGUAUUACAUUUCAAAUUAAUGGUAUGUGGCUGUUCAGCUUUUAUGCAGUCCAUGGGCAAAAUGGUGAUUCUGAGAACGUGUUUUGUUGGUUUAUUGCUUAAAGCAUUGAUUGCUUCCUUCGUUAUUUGAAUGCAUGGGUAGAAGAGCCGUGCAGAGGGCUGCUGGUGUGUCACCUCACAUGGCAGCCCUGCUCUUCCUGUGAGUUCCAGGCUUAUGCUCUGUAUCCAGUGUUCUGUCCUCAGACUCUCCAGGCCCAUGUUCUUCCAUGGAAAGUGUUUCUGUAAGCCUUGGCAGGACCUGUAUUGUUACUGGAGUGGCGCUGGGAGGUAGUGGUGCAGCUCCUACUGCAAUUGUUGAAGCAGAUUGUUUUUCCAGUUCCUGUCUGCUGAAGUUUAUUGGCUUUUUUUUUUUUCAGUCACACCCACUGAUCCAUAAAGUUUAUGGACUGAGAUAUAAGUUCCAUUGCAUUAUAAUCUGAAGUUUGGCUGUGUAUUAAGGCGGGUGGCAUUCCUUUGCUCCUUCUUGGUGGCUGUCCCCAGAGGAGAUGGCAGCAGCUGUAUGCCCAGGUGUGCUGCACGUGGCUCUGCUGCAGGCUGCCUUCAUGCUUCCAGCUCUGUGGUUUGGAGAUAUUUAGAGAGAUUUGAAAGAUCUCGUUAGUAAGGGAAAUGGAUGCCUGUGAGUAGUUGUGGGCAAGAGUGACUGCUGAAGUGUCGAGUCUUUGGUUUCUUUGAUUCUUGCAUUGAAUUUUGCAGAGGUUUCAGCUGAUUCUGUAACAUCUUGGCAGGCAGUCACUUACUAGUCAUCCUCAAACCAGAGUUAGAAGGAACAAACCCACAGCCUCAGCCAGGAUUCCUCUGAAGCUGGAAAUAACGUGAGCAUGCUCAGUUAGGGCAGUUCCACCACGACUGUUACUCCCCCUCUUCCCCCCCAACCUUCUUCUUCCUUUCCUUCUUACUUAAUAAAGCUAAAAAUACUUGAAGCAGACCUUUCAGCUGUCCUUUAAACUGUUUUCCCUUUCUCUGGGGUUUGCUUUCAUGCUUCUGUUGUUUGAAAACGGGGCUUCUGCAGCACUGUGCAUUGCACACAUUGUACUGCUGACACUUGAGCUUCCCAUCACUUUUACUACAUGAUGUAGCAGUGGCUGAAUAUUGUCACUGGAUUUGCUGUUCAAGCCUUGAGAGACGAUUAAAAGAUUUUGCAGUAAGUCAUCAUGUUAUUACUGCUUGUUCAUUUGAUGUUAAAUAGGUGUGAUCGAUGCCGUUUUCUUUCUGAUACUGAAAAAUAUCAGUGAAGAUGACACUAUCCUUGUAGCGCGCUCCGAAUGUGUUGAGUAGCUUUGUGACGUGCGAUGCUUGCAGUUCUCACCUGGCUGUUUGAAGUACACAUGUAACUAAUAGGAAAUGCUUAGGGACUACUGAUGAAAAAGGCAUGAGAAGCCCAUAUCCUUAUGGUUAUCUGAGAAAUACCUGAGAGUGACACGUUUAUUCUGUGUGUCAUUAUGGAGAGGUAACGAGGAAUUGUGGCUCUCAUGUCCCAGCACCUACAGGGAGUGACAUUUUCUAAAUAGAAAUCACUGCGUUACUUUGUUUAGGUGGUCCUAAAAGGGAAAAUAAAUGGCAUUAAAGUACUCUGUGCAUUGUGUGCUGCAGCAGUCUUCUUGGAUACGCAUGCUGAUUCUCACAAGUGGUGAAAUAAUGAUGUGAUACAUUUGCAAGUCUCAAAUGUGGAAGCCUGUGGACUAGGGUGGUAAUUAUGGAAGUGGUGGUGGUAUGGCUGAUGUGUUUUGUGUAAGGGGAGAGUUGAGAGUGUCCUGCUGAGCAGCUGGGUGCAUUUCAGUCUCAGCAAUUAGUGAGAGGAUGUAAGUGGGUGUGAGUGCUGAGCACAUCUCUGGGUCAGCACAGCCCCGGAAACCGCCUCUGUUUUUCUUGGUCUCUUGCAAAUUAAAAGAAGGAAGGCAACUUGUUUUCACUGAGCUUAGGUAAAUAAAAACGUACAGCAUUUACCUCUGCCCCAUUGCCUUCAGUUGAGACUGCAGGUGUGCUUUAGUGAAGCUGAUGUUUGGUUUCCUCUUGUGUGCGUGCUGUCAAGUCCAGUUCUUAUUCCUUUGGAAAUCAGUGUGGGACUCUUCCCAUUAAUUUCAGUAUUAUUUCCAGCAGAUUCCUGCAGUCUUAAGAAGCACAGUUAGAAACAAUACAUGAGAAAAUAAUAUAAAUAAAUUCCACUCCUAAGUAAUUCUGGCUUCCAAGGCUAGCUACCACUCUUUUGUCCAUGCCGUUUGGUGGUGGUGUUCUUUAUUGAAAUCCUGCAACUGUCCAAAUUCUUCAUCCCACAUCCCAAGUCACAGGAGGUGACAACCUGCUUCUGCUAAAGGCAGCUACAAAGGGCACUGCAUGUGAUUCUGGCAGAGUCAGGAUGGUUCUGUUGCAUAUUUCCGUGCUGAUAAGCACUCUUCUCUUACAUCCAUUUUACUUGUGCUGCAUUUAUGGCUUAUUUCUGCUGGACUCUGCUUUAGUUUUAUUCUGCCUUGAGUCAAAGUGCCACUUGAGGUCAUGGCACACACAUGCCAAGCCUACCAAAACAGAGGCUGGGCUUCAAGAGGCAUGAGGUGCAUGCCAGGAGCCAUGAGAUGUUUCUGAAGUACGCCUCUUCUAGGAAUUUUAGCAGAGCACAUUGGCAAACCUAAUUCAUAACAGCUUCUGUGUUCGUGUUCGGAGUGGGAUGUUUGUGCUUGUUUUGACAACUUGUUCUUUACUCAAAUUAAUAUUAAUGUUUAUUUUUAAAAGGAUGUGUAAUGUUGUUGAGGAAUUCUUGUAAAUAAGUGACAGCUGUGAGUAAAGUUAUAGCCUAGGUAAGAAUGCAAAGUGAAGGUAGGUGCCCUGGGGGAUCAGUCUCAUGUUACAUAUGAAGGGUUGUAAAUGAGCUCAAUGCCCAACCUGUCAUUUUUGGGUCUUGUGUUUGUAGAUAGAAAUGAGGUUUUUCAGCAGUUUGCAUUUUGUUAACAGUGUAAAUCACUGAUGUUUCUGCUGUGCAUAAGGGAGGGUUGGUAGGAAAAAGCCUUUUGAAAGGGUGUUGUCAAAGGAGUUUUCCUGCUUAUUGAAUCAUUGCGCCUGUAAGAAUCCCCAGCAGUGUGACAGUGAAAACUCUCCUUCCCUGGGCUGCUGUCCCCCCAUUUCUUCUGCAUGUUGGUUUGUCAUUAGAGGGUGACUAACGUGUGUUGUGCUUCUUGGCAUUGGUGUAUGUUUCAGAAAAAAGAAUUGAAGUGUUUGUUUUGAAAAAAGAAAAACACAUUUAAAGAAUUAAAUGGACUUUGCAAACAGAUGUAAGGAAAUGAAAGGUAGGUUGAAUUUUGGGCCUUCAGACCUGGCAGUGUCCUUUACUUCUUGUGUAUGCCGUAUUUGAGAGACAUCUGAUGCUAAUGAUGCUACAUCAGUCAGCAGCAGAAAAAUGUGAACCUUUUGACACCUUCCUGUAGAGCAGCUAGUCCACAUCGCAGCUCCAGAAGGCACUGCUGUGCUGUGUCUGUGGCAGCUGUACGCUGCGUGGUGACUGCUCUGUGUGCACCUUCCACCUGUUGCUAUUUUAGAAAACCUAUUUUAGGAAAACCGUAGCGAUCACCAGCAGGACAGGAGCUUCAGCACUAGAUAAUUUCUCUACGGAGAAGUACCAAACCCAUUCAUAGCUGGAUUGAGCUGCCAGGAUAACCUUUGCUUUCCUUAAAUACAGUUAGAUAACCUUAAAGGCUGGGCUUGUACCCAUCCAACCAGAAAGCUCAGGGUUAAGGCUUCUCACUGCAUCCAGGUGCUCCUCCCAUCCCUGCUCACCUGGCAAAGCAGGAGUGGUAAAGAGGGGUCCAGGUUACAGUGCAUCUGUGUGCUGCUGCUACCCUGUGCUCCUUGGGAUGUUAGCGGCUGGUAGUGGAAAAGCAGCAGCCAAAGGGGGAAGGGUGCAGAUGCAGUGAGAAGCUUUAACAUGGAACUUCCUGGCUUCUGCGAGAGCAAGUCAGACCCUUAACGUUGUUUUAAUGUAUUGUUUGUGUUUAAUUUUUUAGUAGAAAUUUGAACACAAUCCAGGCUACAGAGGUUGCAGUGGAUAAGAAGUUUAAAAGCUUUGGUUCAAGAUUACAGGAGGCUCCAAGGAACGUUAAAGACAUGGAAAUGAGAAUGGAAUGAGAGGGUGCUAUUUUGCCUCAGAAUACUGAAGAUUGUAAAGGGCUGUGAAAUUGAAUUCAUGACCCUGGAAGUCAGGUUCAGAUUAAGAAGUGUCAGGUUGGUAGGGGCUCCUGAAAGUCUCAAGUUAGGAUACGCUGAGCUUGUUUCCCCUUAACAGGAUGUAGGAUGUGGAGGGUGGAUGUGUGUACCUUUUGCUAUCUGUGUUUCAUAAAAUGCUGUACCAUAUACUUAAAUAAGCCAGCAAAGUGACAUGAUGUUUUUUAGCAGAGUUUCGUGUUUGUGGUGCUGAAUGUCACUUUGGACCACUUUACGGUUCUGUUCCUCCCUGGCACUGAGCUGCAUCAUUUGCUGCUAAUGCGGGCAUGGAAAAGUACUGCUCUGAAACACGCUUUGCUUUCUCCUGCCUUUCCAAGGGGUUGCUGCAAAACUGACCACGUGGUGCAGCGUGACAUUUUUAGAUAACAGCAGAGCGUAGCUAAAUGGUGGAAGAAGUAGUUUUUUGUUCAAACGUUUCUGAUUCAUAGUUAAACGGUCUCUCUGCAAAUGUAAACUUUAAGUAAUGACUGCUGCUGUGAUUAAGUUACUGCAUUCGACCUCCGAUCAUGAAUGGGCCCAUGCACCCACGCCCGUUGGUAGCAUUGCUGGAUGGCAGGGAUUGUACAGUAGAAAUGCCUAUUCUGAAGGAUGUAGCCACAGUGGCAUUUUGUGAUGCUCAGUCUACACAAGAAAUUCAUGAAAAGGUACUAAAUGAAGCAGUGGGUGCACUGAUGUAUCACACUAUCACUUUAACACGAGAAGACCUGGAGAAAUUUAAAGCACUUCGAAUAAUUGUCCGAAUCGGCAGUGGUUUUGAUAAUAUUGACAUCAAAUCUGCUGGAGAUUUAGGGAUUGCAGUGUGUAACGUGCCAGCUGCCUCUGUAGAAGAAACAGCGGAUUCUACCAUGUGCCACAUUCUGAACUUGUACAGACGAACCACCUGGCUUCACCAGGCCUUGCGGGAAGGCACGAGAGUACAAAGCGUUGAACAGAUUCGGGAAGUGGCUUCUGGAGCUGCCAGGAUCAGAGGGGAAACCUUGGGCAUUAUUGGAUUAGGGCGUGUUGGGCAAGCAGUAGCACUACGUGCCAAAGCCUUUGGCUUCAAUGUGAUUUUUUAUGACCCAUACCUCUCAGAUGGCAUGGAGCGUGCUCUGGGACUGCAGCGGGUGAGCACUUUGCAGGACCUGCUGUUCCACAGUGACUGUGUUACCCUGCACUGCAACUUGAAUGAACACAAUCAUCAUCUUAUUAAUGACUUCACCAUAAAGCAGAUGAGACAAGGGGCUUUCCUGGUCAACACAGCUCGAGGUGGGUUAGUAGACGAAAAAGCACUUGCACAGGCCCUGAAGGAAGGAAGGAUACGAGGGGCAGCCUUAGAUGUACAUGAGUCAGAACCAUUCAGCUUUAGUCAGGGCCCCUUGAAGGAUGCACCAAACCUGAUCUGUACCCCACAUGCAGCCUGGUAUAGUGAACAAGCCUCAAUUGAGAUGCGGGAGGAAGCAGCACGAGAGAUCCGAAGGGCAAUCACAGGUCGUAUUCCAGACAGUCUGAAAAACUGUGUUAACAAAGAUCAUUUGACUGCAGCUACACAUUGGGCCAGCAUGGAUCCCGGAGUUGUUCAUCCAGAGCUUAAUGGUGCUGCAUACAGCAGGUAUCCCCCAGGUGUUGUAAGUGUGGCUCCGACUGGCAUACCUACAGCAGUAGAAGGAAUUGUCCCCAACCCUAUGUCUUUAUCACACGGCCUCCCUGCUGUAGCCCACCCGCCCCAUGCUCCUUCUCCCGGCCAAACUGUCAAACCAGAAGCUGAUAGAGACCACCCAAGCGACCAAUUGUAGCCUACGAAAACAGCAUUCCCAGCAUCGGAGAUUUCAACUUCAGCGUAUGGAAAAGAAAACAACAAAACAAACACAAAGCCCUGGAUUUUGAUUAAGGCAAAACCAUGAACUUAAAGGAGGAGACGAUUAUUGGUUUAGAAACUGGUCCAAUAUACAGUAUAAAAGGAAAAGGUGGGAGACAAAAAGAAGAUUUGGAAACAUUUUUUCCUCCGUAUAAAUUGUAGUUUGUCCCUGUCCAGUGAACUGAUUCACUGUUUCUGUGUCCUAUGGGUUCUUUGUUAAGCAAGAGAAGUUAGUAGUUAAUUAUAUCAUGAAUGUACUUGUCUGUGUACAGUUUUUAGAACAUUAAAAAGGGUUUGUUUGCUUAGCUGUCAACAAGGAAAAACGUAAGGGAGGCAUUCAGCAAACCAAUUUUGAGAUUAAAAAUCCUUUCUUUUAUAUUUUAAAACAUGCCCCAAAAUGAGGCAGUUGGCAAACUUCUCAGGACAAUGAAUUUUUCCCAUUUUUCUUUCUACGCCACACAGUGCAUUGUUUUUUCUACCUGCUUGUCUUAUUUUUUAGAAUAAUUUAGUAAACAAAAGAAAAACCGUUUCUCCUAAUUUUGGCAUGAAUUCCCUUGUUUCAAAAUGAAGACAACCUUGCAAAGAGAUUUUGAGGAAAAAAAAAAAAAGGUUUUGUAUAAAUGAGCAUUGUGCUUUUUGUCACCAGUUAAAGUAUAUAUUAUUGGUGGGAUGCGAAAAAGGCACUAGACUACUGAAAAGUAGCAGCAUUUCAUUGCCUACAUUGAUUCCUUCCUGGUAAUGUGGUAGGCUAGCAAUAUUUUUGGUUAAAAUCAUGUUUGUGACUGUAACCAUUUGUAUGAAUUAUUUUAAAGAAAUAAAAAUCCCAGACAAAUACCAUAUGUGUAAAAAUUUUUAUUUCUAGUAACUGUUUAUUCAACUUUUAUUAGGUUUCUUAGCUGUAAUUUUUAAACAGAUGCUGUCAAGUAUUUCAUUUCUAGCUUUACUUUGCUCUCUGUUGUUUGUAAUACCGUCUUGGAAGCUUGAAAAAAUAAAAGAAAAAGAAUUUCUUUCCAUGCCAUUUUUCCCUUUACAUUUCGUAAAUGUUGCUCUUCUUUCCUGUGUUUCUAAUGGAGUUUGAAAUUAAGAUGGAUUUUGAUUUGUACGUCGGCAUCAUCAGCUACAAUAUGGUAACAGCGUUUAUGCCACCGCUGUGGGCAGAGCAGAGCAGGUACAACAGCACCACGACAAUAAUAAUAAUAAUAAACGUCUUUUGCCGAAGUCCAA
Messenger RNA from Gallus gallus (chicken), 15885 nucleotides. RefSeq names its product C-terminal binding protein 1 (gene CTBP1). Lineage: Eukaryota; Metazoa; Chordata; Aves; Galliformes; Phasianidae. The coding region runs from base 13331 to 14599 and encodes 422 amino acids. Gene Ontology annotation, molecular function: transcription corepressor activity; NAD binding; oxidoreductase activity, acting on the CH-OH group of donors, NAD or NADP as acceptor. The transcript is spliced from 9 exons. The record is from RefSeq and is a predicted model, not a curated record.